AUGUUUUUUGUUUUGAUCAUAUUAAAUGGCGUACACGGUUUCAAAGUGCCUGGUAAUUGUGGUGUUGGACACUUUUAUGAACCGAGCUUGAUGGAUUGCCUGCCUUGUCCCGCUAAUGCAUCUCUGGUCACGUCAGCUGAUGGUUUUGGAUGUUCAUGUUCCGAGCAUAGCGUUCCGAGCGGCAUAUCAAAAUGCAGACCAUGUAAUAUUACAGAAAUUGUCUCAAGCGAUGGGAAUUCUUGUGUUUCACGUAGAUGCCAGAGUUCCGCCGGCCGUAUUGUUUGUAGGAAAUGUCCUAAUGAUUAUAUAUCGGUGACUCAAAAUUUUGACGGAUCUCCGAUGAAGGAGGUUCAAUGUGUUAAAUGUGCCCGCGGUUAUAAAGCUCUGAACAAUAGAUGCGUUUGGUGUGAAGCGUGCGCUUGUAGGAAACAUGAAAUAGUAGUUAAAGGAAAUUGUAUUCCAAGGAAAUAUGUUCUAGACAGACCUAAGUACUCGGAGAACAUAUUACAUCCAGACGAAGUUUUAGAAUUUAUAAAAUUGGAAUAUUUAUGUACUAAACAAGACAACCGCGCAUGUCGUAGUUUAGCGAGCGUCUGUGUCCGUAAUCAUUACACUUACCACCCAGCCGGUCCCUGUAGACUCUGGAUACAAAGUAAUUUGACCAGUUUUAAAGAUCGCGAUGUUUAUAGUGAAGGUGCUUUAAAAGUUCAGUUACUUGUGGAGGUUCAGUAUGCUUUAAAACAUCCAUCAUACGAUACUAUCACAACAUCGAUCAUAGUUGAACAUCAAAAACCUGACGCGGGGGUCACGACUAACUUGGAAAUAUCAGGAGCUGUGUUGUCAUCGAUCUUUGUGGUUUAUAGUUUACUUCAAUGGCGAGGGGCCACGCGUCGUGGUGCUAGACACUUCAUAAUAGUGCCUUUAUUUUGUGGUUAUGUUGCCGAUGCACUUUAUAUUGCAACGUUUAUUUCAUCUCUUCACUCUUUCUGCUCGGAGGCUGGGACUCUCAGUGUAACUCUCCCGCUGUCGGAAGAUGAAGAGCAUCUGAUUAGAUCAAUGAUAUAUACUGUUCUUACUAUGAAGUUCCUGAACCAAUAUGAAUCCUACCCAUCAAACAGUCAAGGUUAUAAAUGGGUGAUGGCGACACUGGUGUGGUGGAUCUCCUACUGCUGUGUCUCAUUGGUAUUCAUUUUAAAGGAAAAGUUUUUUACGCCGAACACAACUAAGUUGAGCAAACUGUGCAUAAAUUUAGAAAUAUCACUGCUAGUGUUCCAAUAUGAAUACUAUGCACAUUAUGUGAAUGGCCGUAAUGAUGAUUUGGAUAUAAGGUCGAUGUCACAAACGCUGCCACAUUGUCGUCUUAUUUGUUCACCACAUUUGAGAAACACUUUCGUUAAACUUAAAGACUCUAGUGACUAUACAGACGGCUUCACCAAUCACACUCUUUUAUCUCAAUUUCUUGGAGCAUUUUUUGAAAGGGCGUUAGAUGGUCUCAGCUGGGUUGCCAGUGAGAGGACGGUUUUAGAACGUUUGUUGGACAUUGAACUCACAGAGCGUGAAGGCGGGAACACUAGUGUUUUGCUUUACGAUAAUAACGUCUCAAUACCUUCACUAUUAUCUACUACAUGGAUGGGUGAAGAAUGGAGUCUGACAACAUUCGACGCUAUGGUAUUCGGUUGCAUUUUAAUAGCAUCGGAGCAGCGAGUGCGUAUUGAAGCCGAAUUGAAUAACACUGAUUGGCGCGUCAGACCAGAGGAGGUUCUUGUGGAGGUGAGAGCAGGACUUGUAGGUGGUCCAGCGUUACACAGCAUCAAUGAAGUAUUAAAGCUGUCAUUGGCGUGGAGUGGUCGCAGUAACUCAAGCUCUUCGAACGUUGCCCCACAACUUACACUGUCGUCGUUUACAGUCGGACUUUAUAAAGGGAAUAGGGUCGCUGUUAAGAAAAUACAUAGAAAGAAACUUGAUCUGAACAAGAAACUGUUGUGGGAGAUAAAACAAGCUCGUAAUGUAUCUCACGAGAACACAGCGCGUUUCAUAGGAGCGUGCGUGGACUGUCCAUUAGUGUUCAUACUUACGGAGUAUUGUCCUAAAGGAUCCUUGAAGGACGUCCUCGCCAAUGAGGAGUUGCAGCUCGACUGGAACUUUAGAACAUCGCUGGUGCAUGAUAUUGUUCAGGGAAUGUGCUACUUACAUAGCGGGCUGGGUGCUCACGGAAAAUUGAGAUCUUCAAACUGCCUCAUCGAUGGACGUUUCGUUCUCAAAAUAUCAGACUACGGCCUCAACACUCUUUGCACGCCGACGGACUUGAUUAAAGACGACGCCUACUAUUACAAACUUCUAUGGACAGCACCGGAGCUGGUAGCCGGCAGUGUGUAUCCUGGAGUAGUUGCGUCCCUCAAAGGCGACGUGUAUAGUUUCGGCAUUAUUCUAGAAGAGAUUGUUCUACGAUCUGGGCCUUUCCAUCACUACACCGCAACUAUGUCUAAUAAGGAGAUAGUGUCUCGUGUGUGUGGUCGUGAGUCGCCUCCCUUUCGUCCGGUGGUGAUGCCGGGAGGUGCCGGUGCUGGUCCCGAGCUGUUGGAGCUGGCUGAACGCUGCUGGGCUGACUCUCCAGACGACAGACCAAGUUUUGAUACUAUCAACGCUAAUUAUAUCAAAGGAUACUGCGACAAUUUAAUGGACGAUCUCUUAAGACGUAUGGAACAAUACGCGAACAAUCUCGAAUCUCUAGUAGAGGAGAAGACAGAACAGUUGUCAUUGGAGAAGAAACGUUCAGAGGAGUUGCUCUAUCAAGUUUUGCCAAGGCCUGUGGCUCAGCAAUUAAUGGCUGGUGAGGUGGUCCAACCAGAGAGCUUUGAGAGUGUGACCGUGUACUUCAGUGAUAUAGUUGGGUUCACUGAACUCUGCGCAGCCUCUACUCCCAUGCAGGUGGUGGACCUACUCAAUGACCUGUACAGCACCUUCGAUAGAAUCAUCGGCUUCUAUGAUGUCUAUAAGGUGGAAACAAUAGGCGACGCGUACAUGGUAGUGUCAGGUUUACCUGAACGUAACGGAGAUCUUCACGCGAGAGAGAUCUGCCUCAUGGCCCUCGCUAUCGUGCAGGCUGUGAGGACAUUCGUAGUUCGUCACCGACCAGGUGGUCAUAGAUUGGAGGUGCGUGUUGGCGUACACUCAGGUCCAGUCUGCGCUGGUGUGGUUGGCGUCAAGAUGCCACACUACUGUCUGUUCGGAGACACAGUUAACACAGCCAGUCGUAUGGAGUCCACGGGACAGCCUCUGCGUAUCCAUCUGAGUGAGAACACCAGGUUGCUGUUGGAACAGUGGGGUACAUUUAUAGUGGAGCGUCGCGGGGAGGUCGAGUUGAAGGGUCGAGGUCGGAUGCUGACUCAUUGGCUGUUGCAUUGUUCUGAGCAAGAAGCGCGCGUGGUGACUCCUGAUCCUCAACUACCUCAAUACCCCAUACUGUUCCCAGCACUGCCGCCUCUGAUGCAUGCUCCAUACUUGGUUGUAGAUCCACCAACCCUGGCUGCUUAA
Danaus chrysippus (African queen) is the source of this 3534-nucleotide messenger RNA. The record is from the annotation of a GenBank genome assembly. Lineage: Eukaryota; Metazoa; Arthropoda; Insecta; Lepidoptera; Nymphalidae.